Molecule: messenger RNA, 1071 nt
Organism: Rhodamnia argentea
Lineage: Eukaryota; Viridiplantae; Streptophyta; Magnoliopsida; Myrtales; Myrtaceae
Product: WAT1-related protein At1g68170-like
Exons: 7
Coding region: 4-1071 (355 amino acids)
Cellular component (GO): plasma membrane
Molecular function (GO): transmembrane transporter activity
Source: RefSeq, a predicted model, not a curated record
GGGAUGAAGGCCCCGCUGAUGAUGGUGGCCGUCCAGAUCGCAUUGGCCGGAGCCAACGUACUUAGCAAGCUCGCAGCAAGCGACGGGAUGAACCUGAUGCUCGCCGUCGCCUACAGCUUAACUAUUGCAACGGGCGUCAUGGGCCCUAUAGCUUUCUUCUUAGAAAGGAAGAAGAAGCCAAAGAUAACGUGGACGGUACUUGUGCAAGCCUUCUUUUGUGGCCUAUUUGGGGCCUCAAUGUUUCAGAAUUUGUACCUAGCAAGCUUGUCAUUGACAUCGGCAACCUACGUCUCGGCCAUGGCCAACCUCGUCCCGGCCGUAACCUUUGUCUUGGCUAUUUCUUUUGGGUUGGAGAAGGCGAGGCUGAGGACGGUUGCAGGGAAGGCAAAAGCCGCGGGAACAUUAAUGGGGAUUGGCGGGGCGAUGCUGCUCACCUUCUACAAGGGCGUGGAAGUCAACCUCUGGUCAACGCACGUGAACCUAUUGCACCAUGCGGCGGCGACCCAGCAGCGCCCGGAGGGUUCGAGCAAUCGCCUCCUUGGCUCGCUUUUGGCCGUGGCCAGCUGCUUCUGUUGCGCUUUGUGGUUUAUCGUUCAGGCCAAGAUGAGCGAGGGGUUCCCAUACCAUUACACGAGUACCAUGUUGAUGUGCUUCAUGGGAUCAAUCCAAGCAGUGGCUUACGCAUUGUGCAGAGAGAGGGAUUGGAGCCAAUGGAAGCUCGGAUGGAACAUCGGGCUCCUUACCGUAUUAUACUCGGGGAUCGUUGCUUCCGGGUUGUGCAAUGUUUUGGUCGCAUGGUGCGUACGGAUGAGAGGACCGGUGUUUGUGUCGGUUUUUAAUCCUUUGAUGCUGGUGACCGUGGCCUUGGCAGGGUCCUUCCUUUUGGACGAAAAGUUGCACCUGGGAAGCAUCCUUGGGUCAGGGCUCAUAGUGCUGGGUCUUUAUGGGGUGCUGUGGGGCCAAAGAAAAGAGAUGGAGGGUGUGGUGGAUCAGUCAAUGCUGCCGUCGAGCAGCCGCUCCGGUGAAUCUCUACCCGGCGAUAGCGAUUCCGAGAGGAUGAAUCGUCAUUGA